AUGCUCGAGCUCUCGUUUGACUGGCUCCGCCCAUCAUCGCCGGCAGUGAGAGGAGGGAACAGUGGUGUCCCGGCUGGGUGUAUUACGACUCGUCGACUUCGGUCCCUGGCCGAGGACGGGGUCACGAUAGACGCCCUGCGAAGGCGACGUAACUACCGUCUGGCCCGGAUACGCUUCAGCUCUCGAGACGACGGCCGAAGACUGGAGUGGCGUCUUUUUACGGGAUCUGUUCAGUUGGGUGUCAUCGGUGGAUGGCGUCCAGCGUUUGGCGCGACCCCUAAGCGACAGAAGCCAACCGCGACGUGUGGAGCCUUGACACCUGAGUACCGUGUAGGGGUAGGCUUCUUCAGCAGCGCUGAGGGGAUUUAA
This is a messenger RNA of Aspergillus ibericus CBS 121593, 369 nucleotides long. RefSeq lists its product as uncharacterized. NCBI's taxonomy places the organism in Eukaryota, Fungi, Ascomycota, Eurotiomycetes, Eurotiales, Aspergillaceae. The record is from RefSeq and is a predicted model, not a curated record. The transcript has a single exon. The coding region runs from base 1 to 369 and encodes 122 amino acids.